UCAGAGUUGGAAUUAGUUUAUUAGACAGUGGUGCAAAGACCAACAGAGCAGAAGUGACCAUGCUGGGCUCUGUGAUUCUCCUAUGGAUCGGCUUCAGCCUCCUCUUCCUCCUCUUCAGAACUAGGAGGCCCAAAAACUUCCCCCCUGGACCUUGGCCAGUCCCGAUAUUUGGAAACCUGCUGCAGCUGAACCUGGUCAAUCCUCUCGAUGAUCUCAGAAAGCUGUCGGAACGCUAUGGGAAGGUCUACAGUAUCUAUAUUGGGAGCAAGCCAGCUGUGGUGCUCAAUGGUCUGCAGGCAAUGAAGGAAGCACUGGUCAUUCAGUCUGUGGAGUUGUCUGGACGACCAGAAGACCUUUUCAUAAAUCACCUAACAGAGAACAAAGGGGUUGUCUUUGCUUACGGGCCUGUAUGGAAGGAGCACCGGAGAUUCGCCCUAACAACCCUACGGAACUUUGGCCUGGGGAAACGAUCCAUGGAGGAGAGGAUUCUGGGAGAGGUCUCCUACAUAGCCUCAGAUUUGGAAAAUAAUGCAGGUAAAACUAUAGACUCACAGAUCCUGUUCCACAAGGCCUCAUUCAACAUCAUCUGCACUGUCCUGUUUGGGACUCGAUUCAAACAUGAAGAUGAGUUUCUCCAGCGCAACAUCCGCCACAUCAAGGAAAUCACAAAGAUUGUCAAUGGCCCCUGGGCUAUGAUUUAUGAAAUGUUGCCCCUGCUGAGGCACCUCCCCCUGCCCUUCCAAAAGGCCUUUCACAAUUUUAACAUGGUCAGAAAGUCACUGGCAGACCAGGUAUCCCAACACAAGGAGUCUUGGGUAACAGGAGAGCCACGGGAUCUAACAGACUGCUACCUUGAUGAAAUGGACAAGAGAGGAGAUGAUGACUAUUCCUUCAAUGAAAAACAGAUGAUCGGUUAUCUGAAUGACCUCCUCGCUGCUGGAACAGACACCACUGCUAACACACUCCUCACAGCCUUUCUGUACCUCAUGACUCACCCAGAUGUUCAGGAGAGGUGUCAGAAGGAGAUCGAUGAGGUGCUUGGGGAGAAGGAGCAGGCCUCUUAUGAGGACAGACACAAGAUGCCCUACACCCAGGCCAUGAUCCAUGAGACUCAGCGAGUCGCAGACACGGUGCCGCUCAGCGUCUUCCACACCACCACCAAAGACAUACGGCUGAUGGGCUACGAUUUACCCAAGGGAACCCUCAUCAUCCCCAACCUGUCCUCUGUGCUGAGUGAGGAAAGCCAGUGGAAGUUUCCCCACGACUUCAACCCCUCCAACUUCCUAAAUGAUCAGGGAGAGUUUGUGAAGCCAGAUGCCUUCAUGCCCUUCUCUGCUGGGACCCGGGUGUGUCUGGGAGAGGGUCUCGCUCGCAUGGAGCUCUUCCUGAUUCUUGUGACACUGCUACGCCGCUUCAAGUUCGUCUGGCCUGAAGACGGGGGGGUGCCUGACUACAGGCAGAUUUAUGGUGCCACUCAAACACCAAAACCCUACAGACUGGGUGUUAGACUAAGAGGCAGUUGAGAUUUUACAUUAGGUGGGGGUCAGGCCCCACCAGCAGAUGGCGCUGUAGUGCACAAUUAAUUGUAAUGCAUAUCUCUAAAUGAAACCCAAUGGCGAUUUAAUGCAAAAAUCAACUGGUUCAAUGAAGAAAACUCAUAUAACGGUCACAAUUAUAAGGGUGCUGCUUGCAGUCAUUUUCCUUGGAAAUCACAGCUUUGUGUGUGUGUAUACUUCAGGACCUGCAUUGACGGCAGGCUCCCUCUUGUUGUGUGUGAUGGGGCCCGCAGCUUUUCAGCCACACGAAGCUGCUGUGUGAACUGGAUAACUGCGAGCACAUGGCCAGUUGGAAAAUUAGCUUGGGAUGUAAGCCAUUGUAAAUGAAAGUACUACUGACGUGAAGAUUUUGCCAAGCAACUUUGUUGUACGUCGCUCUGGAUAAGAGCGUCUGCCAAAUGCCUGUAAUGUAAUGUAAUGUAACUUGCGGUGGGACUUUGCCUAGGAACUUGCGAUGGCAGCAGGUUCAAUUCCCAGGUUGGACACUGCCGUUGUACCCUUGAGCAAGGCACUUAACCUGCAUUGCUUCAGUAUAUAUCCAGCAUUAUAAAAGAAGGUAAAAAAUAAAUAAAAUGCUAUGUAAAACCAUUUGUCCAUUUGUCUGUUAAAUGACUGUAAUGUAAUGUAAUUGUGGUUAUACAUGCAAUUAAAAAAAAUGUAAUGCCAUUUUACCAUUGGAGGCAAAACUUGAAAUUAAACGUCUGGGACCGUAUAGUCCCACAGUUCAGUA
Messenger RNA from Anguilla anguilla (European eel), 2286 nucleotides. RefSeq names its product cytochrome P450 2F2-like. Gene Ontology annotation, cellular component: cytoplasm; intracellular membrane-bounded organelle. Gene Ontology annotation, molecular function: oxidoreductase activity, acting on paired donors, with incorporation or reduction of molecular oxygen, reduced flavin or flavoprotein as one donor, and incorporation of one atom of oxygen; heme binding; iron ion binding. The record is from RefSeq and is a predicted model, not a curated record. Bases 60 to 1523 code for a protein of 487 amino acids. Gene Ontology annotation, biological process: xenobiotic metabolic process. The transcript has 9 exons. NCBI's taxonomy places the organism in Eukaryota, Metazoa, Chordata, Actinopteri, Anguilliformes, Anguillidae.